Messenger RNA from Solanum tuberosum (potato), 831 nucleotides. RefSeq lists its product as uncharacterized. NCBI's taxonomy places the organism in Eukaryota, Viridiplantae, Streptophyta, Magnoliopsida, Solanales, Solanaceae. The transcript has 2 exons. The coding region runs from base 1 to 831 and encodes 276 amino acids. The record is from RefSeq and is a predicted model, not a curated record.
AUGCCUGAAAAUGUAGCUGAGGAUGAUAUGAAAUGGGCACCUUCGGUGGUUGUUUAUGUAGUAGGAGUAACACCAUCUAUUGGAGCUAUGGAAAGAUUUGCAAAUGAAGAGGAAAGGGAUAAGGUGUUGUGUGCAGGGCCUCAUUAUUUGCUCAAAAGGCCUGUUAUAAUGAAGCCUUGGCUCCCAGAAUUUAAUUUCAAAGAGGAAAUCCUUACCACUAUUCCGUUGUGGAUAAAACUUCCUAAUCUUCCCCUUAACUGUUGGAAUUUUGUGGUACUAAGCAAAAUAGGCAGUAGUUUGGGAAAACCACUCUAUGCUGAUGAAUGUACAACUCAAGCAAGUAGAAUUUCAUUUGUGAGAAUACUUAUCGAAAUAGAUGUGACUAGACCUCUUCCUAAGAUGAUUAAGAUUCGAGAUCCUAAGGGGAAAAUGCUGGAUCAGCAAGUGUGGUAUGAGUGGAAGCCACUAUUUUGUCAAAAAUGUUUACAGGUGGGUCAUUCAUGUGUAGACAAGCCAAAAGUAAUACUAGCAAAGAGAGGACAAGGACUAGGGCAGAGGAAAGAAUGGAGGCAAACAACAAUAGGAAAUAAGAAUCAGGAGAAGCAAACAGAACAGCAAUCAGAACCUAUUCCUAAAGUGGGAGCACAAAAUGAAAAGCAAGGUUCACAGAAGCAAGAGAAUUGGCAAAUUGUGAGAUACAGGUCAUCUAACAAAAGAGUGACACUACAAUCUGCAUGGACUGAUAUACUGAACAGGGAGAGAGAUACAUAUGUGAAACUGGGCAUAGAGGAAGCUAGUAUUGAACCUGAACCUCCAAAUAAAAUAUGUUAG